UGGUAGUUACGCGGUGGGUGUCCCAGUGACAGGCUCAUACACAGUCUGCAGAUCCGGGAGCGGAGCGCCCGACAGCAGCGCACACCCAUCGGCUUUCAGGUGGAGGUGGAGGUGGAGGACCGCGGGAAGGACGGAGGAGACAGACUCAUAAACAACAUCCAAGAUGGCACUAGCCAGAGAUCCAGGGGCGGGCCAGGAGCAGAGGGAUGCAGCCGACCAAAACUUUGACUACAUGUUUAAGCUGCUGAUCAUUGGCAACAGCAGCGUGGGAAAGACCUCCUUCCUGUUCCGCUACGCAGAUGACUCCUUCACUUCGGCCUUUGUCAGCACAGUGGGCAUCGAUUUCAAAGUCAAGACCAUCUACAGGAACGACAAGAGGGUCAAACUUCAGAUCUGGGACACAGCAGGGCAGGAGCGCUACCGGACCAUCACCACAGCUUACUACAGAGGAGCCAUGGGAUUCCUGCUAAUGUAUGAUAUCACGAGCCAGGAGUCGUUCUGUGCUGUACAGGACUGGGCAACGCAGAUCAAGACAUACUCGUGGGGCAAUGCUCAAGUAGCGCUGGUGGGCAAUAAGCUGGACUUGGAAGAAGACAGGCAGGUCCCCACUGAAGAUGCCGAAAGACUGGCUACAGAGCUUGGCUUCCAGUUCUUCGAGACCAGUGCCAAAGACAACAUCAACGUGAAGCAGGUUUUUGACAAGUUGGUGGACGUCAUCUGUGAGAAGAUGAACGAGAGCCCCAACGGCGACGUCAGUCCAUCAGCCAUUAACAAGGGGGCAGACCUGAAGGAGACGCCCCGCAGCAACCAGGGUGGUUGCGCAUGUUGAUAGCUGGCAAUGGAAAUUCAUAGAAAGCGGGUUUCAUAGUCACACACACACACACACACACACACACACACACACACAGAUUGUCAAAAAUCUAUCAUUGUGAAUGUACUUUACCAUAUGUUACUGCAAUACUAUUAUGGAUGCUUGCUUCUCCCCCUUUUUUCCUCAUUUUAUCUUCUCACAACUUUGUGGUGACUCUUCAUCGGAAUUUGAAUGUGACUGUUACACUGAGAUGCCAAAGAGCUGCACUCUACAGUUGUGCCUUUUGCCCGACACCUCUGCUUUAAUAUGUCUUGUCUAGUGGGUGAACAGCACCUGUUGCAGGUGAGGAUGUGAAUGAAAGGCAAUGAACCAAGUCAGCAUUGCAUGAGGAUCACUGUGACUUACUUGAGUCAUGCUACCCCCUUGUGGGUGCUGCAUGAAAAUGCAUCACUGUGACUCAUUACCGCACACUGUGUAUCCUGUGAACUUGCUCCAUGUAAUCCUGCUGAGGAAGAAGGCUCUCUAACUGUUCAGUACAAAGUCAGACAUACCUGAAAGGUGCUGUGUCAUGUCUGGACUGUGUGCAUAGUCCAGUUAUUUCUGUUUUGGAGGGAUAUUCUCAUUUGCUUUUAAUUUAUAUUUUUCUGUUCUGUCUUGUUUUUUUGUUGUUUUUUUGUACCUUUUAAUGGUUAAUGCUUGUUCAAUAUUUCCUUUGCCAGGUUUACUGUGUCCCUCUAAAAGUUGUGAUUAAAACAUGUGGAUCUAUACA
Molecule: messenger RNA, 1580 nt
Organism: Siniperca chuatsi (mandarin fish)
Lineage: Eukaryota; Metazoa; Chordata; Actinopteri; Centrarchiformes; Sinipercidae
Gene: rab3da
Product: RAB3D, member RAS oncogene family, a
Exons: 5
Coding region: 164-829 (221 amino acids)
Biological process (GO): regulation of exocytosis; protein localization to plasma membrane; protein secretion
Cellular component (GO): synaptic vesicle; plasma membrane; endosome
Molecular function (GO): GTP binding; GTPase activity
Source: RefSeq, a predicted model, not a curated record